Oncorhynchus tshawytscha (Chinook salmon) is the source of this 386-nucleotide messenger RNA. Its product is annotated as TBC1 domain family member 15-like. The record is from RefSeq and is a predicted model, not a curated record. Lineage: Eukaryota; Metazoa; Chordata; Actinopteri; Salmoniformes; Salmonidae.
GAGUCUAGCUCUGUGUUUGAAUGGGGCCAGCGGCAUCAGGGUCCGAGCCAAGACCCAGGAGACAAGCCUACCAGGCAGGUGGAGCACCAGCUGAGCUGUGAGACAGAAUGGGACAUGGUUCACACUGUUCAGUUCAGGAAGAAAUCCAGCAACCAUGAAGGUGCUCCUCCUCAACCCGCUCCCAUCCCAGAGAAGAGUAAGGGUUCCCGGCUGUUCUUCCGUCUCAGUGACCUGGCCUCGGUCAGGGUGAAGGAGGAGGGCUGGUCCUACCUGGUGUUCACCCUCAGAGACCACAACAUGGGGGUUGAGCUGCCUGCCCUACACUUUCACCAGGGAGGUAGUGAAGUCUUCCUGGACUGUCUCAGGAAGUACAUGCUGCUGACAGA